This is a messenger RNA of Melozone crissalis (California towhee), 811 nucleotides long. It is a transcript of the gene TRAPPC6B, whose product is annotated as trafficking protein particle complex subunit 6B. Gene Ontology annotation, biological process: endoplasmic reticulum to Golgi vesicle-mediated transport; regulation of GTPase activity. The record is from RefSeq and is a predicted model, not a curated record. The transcript is spliced from 6 exons. NCBI's taxonomy places the organism in Eukaryota, Metazoa, Chordata, Aves, Passeriformes, Passerellidae. The coding region runs from base 189 to 665 and encodes 158 amino acids. Gene Ontology annotation, cellular component: trans-Golgi network; cis-Golgi network; TRAPP complex.
CGCGUUUGAUCCCCGAUCCUCGCUCAGGACCCUGCGCUGCCGGCGGCGCCCGAGUCCGCGGACUCCACAGAGCCUUAACCUGAGAGCCCCUUUCCCAGAGCUUCCCCGGCCCGGCCGGUACUGCUGGGCCUCGGCCGGGAUCUCCCGCCGGUGUCCGGGCCCGCCCGGAAGGGGCGGCGGCCCCGGCGAUGGCGGACGAGGCGCUGUUCCUGCUGCUGCACAGCGAGAUGGUGGCGGGGCUGUACCGCGCCGCCGAGCAGGGCGAAGGGGAGAACGGGCGCUGCACCACCAAGCUGGAGAGUAUGGGCUUCCGCGUCGGGCAGGGGCUCAUCGAGAGGUUUACAAAAGACACUGCCAGAUUCAAGGAUGAAUUAGAUAUUAUGAAGUUCAUUUGCAAAGACUUUUGGACAACAGUAUUCAAAAAACAAAUAGAUAAUCUAAGGACUAAUCACCAGGGUAUUUACGUCCUUCAAGACAAUAAAUUCCGUCUCUUGACACAAAUGUCUGCAGGAAAGCAGUAUUUAGAACAUGCACCAAAGUAUUUAGCAUUCACCUGUGGACUAAUCAGAGGAGGCCUAUCAAAUCUGGGAAUAAAGAGUAUUGUAACAGCUGAAGUUUCAUCAAUGCCUGCAUGUAAAUUUCAGGUGAUGAUACAGAAGAUGUAGAGCACGUUCAAAUCUGGGUAUCUACUUUAAAAAGCCUUUGUAUGUGGAUUCAGUAUCUUGGCUCAUUCUUGUAUAUAACAUGUAAAUUAUAGCAGUGUGCAGCACAAUUCCAAAAUAUAUAAUAAAUGCUCAUAGAAAUAACUUAA